Molecule: messenger RNA, 1554 nt
Organism: Aspergillus nomiae NRRL 13137
Lineage: Eukaryota; Fungi; Ascomycota; Eurotiomycetes; Eurotiales; Aspergillaceae
Product: catalase
Exons: 10
Coding region: 1-1554 (517 amino acids)
Biological process (GO): hydrogen peroxide catabolic process; response to hydrogen peroxide
Cellular component (GO): mitochondrion; peroxisome; cytoplasm
Molecular function (GO): catalase activity; heme binding
Source: RefSeq, a predicted model, not a curated record
AUGGCCGAACGCUACUAUACUCUGGCAGAAGGCUGCCCUUUUGCUAGCAACAGCUCCACCGUUCAACUGCGGAACGGCUCUGGUGGUGGGCUUUCUUUGCUCCAAGAUACACAACUCAUUGAGACUCUCGCCCAUUUCUCUCGUGAGAGAAUCCCUGAGCGUGUGGUCCAUGCCAAGGCAGUGGGCGCAUAUGGAGAGUUCGAAGCCACCAGCGAUUGCUCCGAUAUUACUUCCGCUAGCUUUUUGAGCAAGGCUGGCAAGAAGUCUCCCGUCCUCCUUCGAGUGUCUACAGUUGGACCUGAAGCCGGUUCGGCUGACACUACUCGUGAUGUUCACGGAUGGGCCAUGAAGAUGUACACGGAUGAGGGUAACUUGGAUUGGGUCUUCAACAACACGCCGGUCUUCUUUGUUCGCGACCCAAUUAAGUUCCCUUCCUUGAACCGUUCGCACAAGAGACACCCUACGACUCAUCUUCCCGAUGCAAACAUGGUGAGUAGCCCACAUAAUUUCCUUUUGGCUAGUGCACACAUCAACUCCUGUAUUGACACUCAUAGCUUCCACGUCGGCAACCCCGAAGGUAUCCAUGAGCUUCUUCACCUCUUCAGUGACCGCGGAACACCCAAGUCUAUCCGCUACAUGAAUGCCUACAGUGGACAUACCUACAAGUUUACUAAGGAGGACGGAUCAUUUAAAUAUAUCAAGAUCCACAUCAAGAGCGCCGAGGGUGUUAAGAACAUGUCCAGCGCGGAAUCCGUCAAGAUUGCAGGCGAAGACCCCGAUUACCUCAUUCGGGAUAUGCAUGACGCUAUCGCGAAGGGCAACUACCCCGUGUGGAACGUCUACGUGCAGGUUAUGGAUCCAGCCGACGCGGAGACCUACCGUUGGAACAUCUUUGACAUGACCAAAGUUUGGCCUCACAAGGACUACCCGCUGAGACAAAUUGGAAAGUUGACUAUGAACCGCAAUCCCAAGAACUACUUCGCCGAUAUUGAGCAGGCGGCCUUCUCCCCGUCCACCAUGGUGCCCGGUAUUGCACCAUCGGCUGAUCCAAUGCUCCAAGCCCGUAUGUUCGCUUACCCCGAUGCGGCCCGGUACCGUCUCGGAGUGAACUACCAGCAGCUCCCGACCAACGCAGCCAAGGCACCCGUCUACUGCCCUUACCAGAGAGAUGGCGCCAUGCGCUUUGACGACAACUAUGGCGGUGAUCCCAACUACGUUGGCUCGUCCCUGCAGCCCACCAAGUUCUACCAAGAGGUGAAGAACUCGGGAGCCGCCCGACUGAGCGGACUGACCGAACACGAGAAAUGGGUGGGAGAAGUGACCAACUUCCAGAGCCAAAUCACAGAUGAUGACUUCGUCCAACCCGCUGCUCUCUGGGAAGUCCUCGGCAGGGAGCCCGGCCACCAGGACAGAACGAUUGCGAACCUUGCAGGCCAUAUUAAGGGUGUCAACUCUCCCCAGCUGCGCAAUGCGGUCUAUGGACUCUUUGCGAAAGUUAACGCAGACCUUGGUGAGCGUCUCAAGAAGGCAACCGAGGCCGCGGUGUCUGCGUAA